Molecule: messenger RNA, 1755 nt
Organism: [Candida] anglica
Lineage: Eukaryota; Fungi; Ascomycota; Pichiomycetes; Serinales; Debaryomycetaceae
Source: the annotation of a GenBank genome assembly
AUGUCACGACUAGGUAUCAAACAGCCUUCGCAAAAGGAUGUCACUGGGACCAUUGUCAUGAUGUAUGACGAUGAGGAUGGGUCACAAAAUCAAGCAGACUCUAUCUUUCUCAAAAGAUCCGAGAAUGGGCUAAUCUUACACCCACAACCUCAGGAUAACCCCAAUGACCCCUUAAAUUGGCCCAAAUGGAAGAGAGAUUUGUGUUUGUUGAUCAUUGGCACGCAGACUUUCUUGGGUGGUGGCCAGACACCAAUUCUAGCGGCCGGAUUUAGUGGAUUGCUGACCGAGUUCAAUACCCCUUUGACCACAUUAUCAUACCUUGUUGGUGGGUUUAUGUUGGCCCUAGGGUUUGGUUCCGUUCUCGCCAGUCCUACGGCUCUUUUAUACGGUAAGAGAUUGGUAUACCUUGCCGGGAUCCUCCUUUUUCUCGUGGGGGCAAUCUGGGCAGGUGCAGCAAAGAGUUUUGGUAGUUUGAUGGGCGCGAGGGUUAUAAUGGGUCUCGGAGCAUCUCCAACUGAAUCUCUCCCUAGUGCAACAAUUGCAGAGAUAUACUUUGCCCAUGAAAGAGCUUAUAGAGUAGGGAUCUAUACGAUGUUAUUACUUGGCGGGAAGAACAUUGUACCUCUUCUUUCCGGGUUAGUAUUUCAAUACCUUGAUAGACACUGGUUGUUUUGGAUCUUGAGUAUGUUCUUAGGAUGUACUCUUAUUUCAACUUUCUUUUUCGUACCUGAAACGUUUUGGGAACGGUCACCAAUUCCUAAUAAACGAUCUCUUGAAGAGACAGAUGCAGCAAGACAAGUUGAAAAGGAACACCCUCAUGAACAUAGACCAAACGAAUGGGCUAGACUGAGGGAACCUUCCACAAUGAACGUUUUGCAACAUAAUGUUGAUACGAAUAGUUUGUCUUCUUCAGAGACUCAUGAACCCUCGGAUACAAAUGUAGUUGGAUUCACCGAGGGUGAACAAACUGAAAUACCCACUAUACAUGACACUACAAAGAAAUCUUUCCGGAGUGAACUUGCUCUUUUUUCUGGAAGACAUACAAUAGACAGCUGGUGGAUGAUUGCACUCCGACCAUUCUUUCUUUAUCUAUACCCUUCUGUAAUUUUUGGAUCUAUAGUUUAUUCAUUAUCAGUGGUUUGGCUUAUUGUUAUUUCAGAAACUAUAUCAGAGAUUUUCCGUGGUGAUGGAUAUGGAUAUUCACAAAGUACAGUUGGACUUUUUUACGUCUCCCCCUUUGUUGGAGGUGUAUGCGGCUCGAUGUUCACUGGGUUAGUCAGUGACCGUAUUAGUAGAUACAUGAUUCUGAAAAAUCAUGGAGUUUAUGAACCAGAGUUCAGACUUGUGAUGCUCGUUGUAUCUACAUUUUUCAUUUCUUUUGGAUUAAUGGGAUUUGGCUGGUCCUCUCAACAAACGGAUUUAUGGAUUGGACCUAUUGUCUUUUUCGGUUGUGUGGGGUUUGGUAGUUCUAUGGCUAGCACCACAGCUAUCACAUUCACUGUGGAUAGUUAUAAAAUGUUUGCUGCCGAGGCCCUUGUUUCAUUCAACUUUAGCAAGAACUUGCUUGGGUUCAUCUUCUCUUUGUUUAAUAAUGCCUUUAUGUCAUCAAGAGGUCCUAGAACCACAUUUGUGGUUUAUGGAUGUGUACAAAUAUUUGUUUCAUUAUUUGCCGUUCCAAUGUAUAUAUACGGGAAGAAGUUCCGGAGUUGGACAGAUGAAAAGGAAAUAUUGAAAAGACUUUAUAAAGAUACAUAA